Molecule: messenger RNA, 1722 nt
Organism: Clavispora lusitaniae ATCC 42720
Lineage: Eukaryota; Fungi; Ascomycota; Pichiomycetes; Serinales; Metschnikowiaceae
Product: ATP-dependent RNA helicase
Biological process (GO): mitochondrial large ribosomal subunit assembly
Cellular component (GO): mitochondrion
Molecular function (GO): nucleic acid binding; ATP binding
Source: RefSeq, a predicted model, not a curated record
AUGAGAUGUUUGAACCCUAUUAUCCGAUGGCCUUUUGGUUUAAAUUAUUCUUUAGCGAGAACACAAUUGCGGUUCUUUAGAACGAAGAAGAAGCAACCCAAUUCAAGGCAGGGGAAGCUUUUAGAUGCACCUGCCACUGAAAAGAAAAGUAAACUAUUCGCCUUCGGGAACUUUGCUUCAUUGCAAAGACCGGCAAAGAAUGAAAUCUCCAAAUCUGAAACGGUUAUCGAGAAAAUCUCGAGUUUCAACUCGCUUCGAAUUUUUCCCACCGUGCGGGCCGCAAUGAUCAAAGAAAUUAAGGAGGGAUAUAACUUGAAAAGUACCUACGUGAAAAGUAAGGAGGAGUUAGAAAUAAAGCCGUCUCCGGUUCAGGUUGCCGCAAUCCGGAAAAUUAAUCAACCAAGGAAGGUUUCUGCAAAGCAAUCAACAGCUGCAAACGGUAAUGAGAUUUUGAAAGAGUUGAUACUUGAAAACGAAUCAAAAAAGCUCAAGGUUUUCACAGUGGCCGCAGAAACUGGUUCAGGUAAGACCUGGGCAUAUUUGGCGUCUGUGUUUUCUAAGCUUAAGGAGGAUGACGCGAAUCUUUUUAACCGAAGCAAAAAACUUUACAGCGAAGCUAAACAGUUUGAAACCAUUAGAGCUGUGAUUUUGCUUCCGACUCACGAGUUGGUGGAUCAAGUUUAUGACACUGCUUUCCGUGCAAGUACCCUUCCAAUAGAUCUAGAGGAAGAUGUUGGAGCCAAAAUGCUUCAAUCCUCUGGUUUCAAAUCGUUUUUAGAGGCCGAAGGAACAAAAAACUUGGGGUUGAAAGUAGUGAAAUGGGGAUCGGGAGAUUCCCAUGAAAGGCUUUUUCAACUGGCACAAAAAGGUCGCAUUGACGUCCUAGUGACUACCCCUGCCAAAAUUCAAGGCUUAGCUAAGUUGACUAAUAUUCCAAGACAAUUCCGACUUUUCAAUUUUGUUGAGUACUGUGUGGUCGACGAAGCCGAUACGCUUAUGGACAACUCAUGGUUCCCUGACACGUCUACUGUAUUAAGAAGAUUUAACAAACUAAAGGAUCUCAUUAUGUGCUCAGCAACAAUCCCGAAAGAGUUUAAUAAAACCAUGAAGAGCAUGUUCAAAGAUGAAAACUCGGUGAUUUCUAUUGUGACUCCUCUGGUUCAUAAAAUUCCCAAGCAAAUCGUUUUGAAAGUCAUUGAUGCUCAACAGGCCCCUUAUCAUGGAUCGAAAUCGAGAUGUUUAGCACAAGCACUCUAUGCUAUCUAUAACGACGGAACUGAAGCCGGAUAUGUGAAGAGAAUCUUGGUAUUUGUCAAUGAAAAGAAAGAUGUUGAGCCUCUUGUGGAAACCCUCAUAACAAAAUAUGGCCAUCGGCAAGCUGAUAUUGUUGCUGUCACCGGGAAGGACUCUGCUGUCGAGCGAGGCGAAAAAAUUGACUCAUUUAUUCGCCCUGCCACUUUGUUGGAGGAUGACCCCGAUGGCAGUAAAAUAAAAGUUUUAGUAACUACAGACUUGUUAGCCCGAGGUUUAAAUUUCCUGGGUAUCAAGAAUGUCAUUCUAAUGGAUAUUCCCAGAUCUUCAGUGGAUCUAAUUCAUCGUGUGGGAAGAACGGGGAGAAUGAAGCAAUCUGGAAGGGUUUUCAUAAUCAUUGACAAGAAGUCAAAGAAAUCCUGGAUCAAAGGAUUGCCUAGAGCUAUAAAGGAAGGUACCACAAUCGGUUAA